Tigriopus californicus is the source of this 4366-nucleotide messenger RNA. RefSeq names its product hemicentin-2-like. Gene Ontology annotation, molecular function: cell adhesion molecule binding. Lineage: Eukaryota; Metazoa; Arthropoda; Copepoda; Harpacticoida; Harpacticidae. The record is from RefSeq and is a predicted model, not a curated record. Gene Ontology annotation, biological process: cell-cell adhesion. The coding region runs from base 531 to 3944 and encodes 1137 amino acids. The transcript is spliced from 6 exons. Gene Ontology annotation, cellular component: cell-cell junction.
AUCGGCGCCAAUAGUGACCAUGAUCUGCCUACUUCUGUAUUGAAGAAAGGCGAAAGAGGCAUUUCUCGAGGUGCAAUGGUUUCAAAGGUCCCAAUGAAGUAAGCCUCUCUCAUGGUGUGAUGGUGAUUGGUGUUUUCUUCGUCUCCUGAGAUUAAGUUUGUCUUCUUCAUCCACCACUCUUCUCUUUUGAGAGGUCAUGAAGCAAGCUAGCUGCCUGCUUAAUGCAUUCGUUUGAAACUCUUAUUUGAAACUCUAACUAUAUGGUCGGAAAAUAUCAGUGGAAGCUCGACUUCUUCUUUUUCAUCAUCAUCGCCGUCUAUGACUCUGUGGCUAUCCUCGUCAAUGCUUAACGGAGAAGUAGAACAAGCAAAGUCAACAAUAACUCAUUGAAGGAUGAAAGAGGAGCUUAGAAAGAGGAAGAUUCAAUCCUUGGGGAACAAAAGACUCUGGUGGUAGACUUCCACCUUUCAAAGGCUGAAACCCAGUUUUUGGGUUGUAAGGAAAAAAAACCAACCAACCACCCAUUCGCCAUGACAUCCCUUCCCAAUUUGCUAUUGUCAUCUUGCUCACUGGCUUUGGCUUGUCUGCUCCUUCUGCUGAACUUGUCCCCAGCCACCAAUGCCGCGAACAACGCGUAUUCAGAGCAUCGUCACCCGGUCAUCCAGCAAUUGCAGAGAAGUCCACCUUUGAACAUUACAGCCGUGACUGGAAUAUCCGUUGAUCUUCGAUGCAAGGUCAAGCUCCACGAGUGCGGGAACUUUUACAGUAUUGAGUGGUACCGUCACUUGCCAGGGAAUGUCAAUGAGCGGGUAUAUGUCUAUAGACACCAUUCUGGCAAUGCAAAGUCUGAAGGGAGUUGGGAGAACCGAGCUCGGCAUGUGUACAAUGCCAAACGACAUGCCAUGCGAGUGAGCCUCUACCCGACCCAAUUGCAGGAUGAGGCCUUUUAUAGUUGUGAGAUUACGUAUGAGGUGGACGGUCCGUGGUUCAACGACACCUGUUUGACCCCUCAAGUGACCCGAUUGAAGGUGUUGGGCAAGCCAAAGUUUCUUGCCAUCGCCUUGGAGAAUGGGACCAACGUGGAUGAGCACACUGUGAUAGGGCCUUACAACGAAGGCUCACUAUUGGUCUUGAGAUGUAGUGCCGGGGGAGGCAGGCCAAUCCCAGAGGUGACCUGGUGGAAUGGCACCCAAGAGAUCUCCAAUUCUUGGCAUUGGCGCGUGGAACACGAGAACGGGACGGGAAAUGCAAAGAGCGAAAUCAAUGUUAUGCUGAACCGCUUCAAUCAAGGUCGGAGGCUUGUGUGCUCAGCGAACAGUUCGGCCUUGGAUCAAGCCAUGAGGACAUCGGUGGUUGUCGAUAUGAAUUUGGCACCCGAGACCCUCACCAUGGUGCCUCCCACAGGGCCAAUCGUGGAAGGUGGCCGGGUCACCGUCACUUGCAUCGCCCGGGGUGCCAAACCCGCGGCAUACAUUUACUGGAACUCGGAGCCAGAACUGGAUCUUAAUGAUAUGCACGAGGAGAUCUCACAAACGGGUCAAACCUUUGAGACGCUGAAUCGACUCUCUUUUCCAGCAGAGCGCAAACUAACGAGCUUAUCGUGCUUUGCCUCCAACAGCGUUCUGGACGACAAGAAGGGCUUGCAUCUAAAGCAAGACACCACGAUUAAUGUCAAAUUUGCACCGGAAAUUGAGAGCCGAUCCUCUGUCAAUCUGCUCGAGUCUGUCCAUGGAGAGGAGAUCUCACUCGUAUGUAGAUAUCAUGCCAAUCCUAUGUUAGGAACUAAAGUGACCUGGUUCUUGAACGGCGAGCCCAUUGACUAUGAACUUCGGGGUUUCGCACAUGAAAGUGAAGAUAAUUCAGUGCUCAAAAUCACGGAAGUGGACAAAAGUGCCCAAGGAUCUUACAGUUGCUCGGCUCGGAACGAAAUUGGCCAUUCCAAACGAGUGGAACAAGCCACAGUUCUAGUCGAGGAAAAGCCACAAGUUGUGCUGACAGUAGAGCCAGAUCACCCUGUAAGUGAGCUCUUAAACGCCAACGUCACGUUGAAAUGCCAAUCCGAACGGGGUGAACAAUUUCUCGCCGUGAAAUGGUAUUUGGAUGGCGAGCUACUCAAGCAUGUGGAGAGGCCUUUGGAGUGUUUUGUCAACGAAACCAAUGAAGUGAUCGAAACAGCCGACAACACCAAGUGUCAAAUGGAUCCUUCCAAGAUCAUUCUGGUCAAUGUUCGACGCACUUUCCACGGGAACUACUCCUGUCGUGGACGAAAUCGUGCGGGUUGGGGUGGAAUGUCCUCGGCUCGGCAACUCCAAGUCAUGUAUCCUCCAACUGGAGCACGAAUGACUCAAAAGCCCUCUAUUGUGAUUAAAGGACGUCCAUUUCAAUUGAGUUGCGUUCCCGUGGAUCCUGGUUUUCCAUCAGCCGAUCGAGUGAAAUGGUACCAUAAUGGACAAGAAAUCAAAGGACAGGAAGGAUUCCUGAUUGGAAUCAAAGAAGCCAAGGCCCACUCGGCAGGAAAUUACACUUGCAAGCCCUUCAACCAAGUGGGUAUCGCGGCUGAGGUGGACAUCAAAGAAGCUAGUGCCAAUAUCGAGGUCCACAUCGCACCCAAGUUCCUUCGCAAUUUGAAACCCAUCACUGGUGCUCCAAUUGAUAAACGCUACCUUCGGUUGGUUUGUGAGGUGGAAUGCGAUCCUCAUUGCUCCAUUGUAUGGUUCCAUAAUAAUAAGCCCAUUCCCGACAAUGCCACCCACUUCCAAGUCAGGUUCCACACCCAUGCCCCGAAUCCUUCAACAAACACACUCCUCAAAGUGGAAUCCAUCCUCGAAACAGAUUUCCGAAAGUGGCCACCAGAUGGCAUUUUGCGACCCGCACGUGACAACGGGAAUUUCAGCUGUCGCUCUAGUCCUAACGAGGUUGGAGCAGGCGUGGCAAGUCACACCCAAUUCAGAGUGCACUUCCCUCCAAGAAACAUCACUUUAACUCCUAGAAAUCAAAUCAUCUCCGAGGGAACUCACCCUUCGACUCUUCAGUGCCAAUCCGAUGCCUUUCCCCCGGCAAAGUUCUUCUGGACAUUUCGUGGCGACAGUGGAGACGUUCGAACACGAGCAGGACCAAUCCUGGAUUUCAGACAUCCAAUCACUCGAGAUCAGGCUGGAUAUUACACGUGUGUGGCAGUCAAUGACAUGGGGAAGCUGAACGAUACUGUGAAAAUCGAUGUCAUUUAUCGGCCCACUUGUCGUCUGCGUAAAGACAUCACAGACAACGGCCAACUCAUCACGCUUAAGUGCAUGGUCCAGUCAUAUCCUUCCAACGUGACCUACUAUUGGUACUACGAGGACGUGCCCAUUCCUCACGCCAAUGCCGACCAUUACACAGUGCCCAAUGGAGCCUUGGGUUCCUACGCGUGUUCGGCACAGAAUAUGGCGGGUAUGUGCGAGCGAAUAGGGAUCAAAGUGGGAGACCCUGCCGCACUCCUCGUGGCGGAGAGUGACUACACGAUAGUGGCCUUUGGUGUGGGAGUGGUGGUCGUGCUUUUCAUUGUGAUCCUGGUCGGCAUCCUGGUGUGUCGUCACCACUCCGUGGGCAAAUACCCGCUCCAGAGGUCCCGCACGAAUGGCGAGGUGAACCACCAAAUAGUGCCAAAUGACAGUAAAGGUGGAGUUGAACCUCCAGGAAAUGGCGUCAGCAUGUUCACCACAACAAAAACUCACUUAGUGCCCAACCACGUGACUUUUGCCACCGUGAAUUCACCCAGUUCCUCAGGGUCACGUCGGGGUUCUAGACUCUCAAAUGGCCAUUCCGUGAAUGGCAACAGCAAUAUUGGAACCUUGACCAAGACGAGAAAGCUAAUCGACCCGAAGAGUCCCACCAUAGAGGUCCAGUUCGACGAGAUUCAAUCUGAAUCGGCGGCGGGACUUCUUAAUGGUCUUUCUCGGACUUGAGAAUUGCGUAACGUGCGUGCUCCUCGGGAACUCUGGCUAGUGUGACAGAAGGUCGUUCAGACAAAGCAGGCAACAUCCUCUACUUCCACAAUAUUAAGCAAUUGCUCAAACUAACCAGUUGCCAAAGACUGUCCAAGGAUCCAUGAAAUCCAAACUAUUUACCGGCUAGACUUUUGAGAGACAUUGUGGCAAUACGUUGUUGUUAGUAAGGAAUGGACCGUGUCCUGUGGCCACCCUGCGACUCCUCAAUGCUCCUUUUUGUUGUCCAUAAUUCAUAUGUCAGAAAUAUUCAGUUCAGUAAAUGCAAAUGACGUCAUGCAAUGGAAGAUGCAUGCAUGGGGAGUUUCAAACUAAUUAUCGAGAUGUUCUCUCAAUGACUAUAAUUAAAUGACAAAAUAUAGAGUUACGUUUUAUGCAGAAAA